GCCCCAUGAACUCCAACCUUUCAGAGCAGACCCCAGCCUUGCAACUGGAGCUGAAGUCAUUCUCCAGUUUACAUGAUCCUGCCAAAUAAUUGGGUUUGUCCAUUUUUCAUCACUUUUGGAGCAUGUAUGAUACUAUCAACUGUCGCCUGUUGUCUGUUUCACAUGAGGAAGACCAGAAAUCGGAAAAGAGAGAUAACAGAAUGGGUGAAUGCCAUGAAAUAUGGGGGCAAAGUAUACCAUCCAUUACUGCACUGGAUUAAGAACAACAGUGAGUUAUCCAUUAAAACCAGAAUGUAUUCCACAGGAAAUGAGAAAUGCAAGAAGAGAAAGGUUUGGGAAACUCGUGCCAUAUCACCAGUGAGAUAUGCAAAGAGAAUGGAGGAACCAGGUGUGCUUACUUGUGAAGCAGGUGACUCUAAUAGUAUGCCGCUUGGAAACAAGCCUUUCCCCAAAUCACCAGUUUAUGUUGCUUCUGGUGAAGCUAGUUCCCUGCAUUUUCACACUAAUAGUAAACAAGCCAAUCAUAGAUCUUCUUUACAUCGGGAGAAAUUCCAACAGCAAGUCUUUCCAACCCCUGUCUUUAUGAGUGAAACAUUUGCUAAUUUUCACAAAUAUGUGAUGGAAACCGAUGGACGGCAAUCUGCCAUAGCUUGUCCAGAUGUCAGUGAUUCAUUAAGUUCUUCAGACAACCAGGUGUAUUCAGAUUCUAUUUCAACUCGACUGUCUGAUUUAAAGCCUACAAAGCAGCAGGCUUCAACCAUUACAAAGGAGUUGUGUAAGACACCAACAUUGUCGGAGUCAAACUCAGACACCCAGAAAUCCAAUGUUUAUUCAGUCCCUUUGUGAACAUUUUUUGUUUGUUUUUCAGACUCCAAAUGCUGUAUUCGAUCUAUUCAAAACCAGUUGACUUGCCAAAUUAUGGUGUUCUAAAAAAAUCUGCAUCAUUUCAAGAUUCCAUGAUUCUCGCAGCUGAAUAAUCAGCAUGUUUUUUAAAUCUAUUCUUCCCUGAAAUCAAUUCCAGCUCGUAUCAAAAGUAUUACCUUCAAAUUUCACUUUACAAUUAAGUA
This is a messenger RNA of Hemiscyllium ocellatum (epaulette shark), 1067 nucleotides long. RefSeq lists its product as uncharacterized. The record is from RefSeq and is a predicted model, not a curated record. NCBI's taxonomy places the organism in Eukaryota, Metazoa, Chordata, Chondrichthyes, Orectolobiformes, Hemiscylliidae. The transcript is spliced from 2 exons. The coding region runs from base 73 to 846 and encodes 257 amino acids.